AUGGACAACGAACUAGUGUUUGAUAACGUGAAAUUUGAGAAAGCGAAAGCAAUUGCUAGGUACAAUCGGUUUCAAAAUAUGAUGAAGAUGCUGCAAAUUUUCGAAGUGGUUGUGGCGGUUGUGUUGAUUUCCUGGUCCUGGACUCGUGUUCCGGUGGCCGUUAAACUCUCCGGCGAGGUUUUGGUUCAAGUCUCGGCUUUUCUGUUUAAGCCUCACGUCGUUUUUCUCAUCGGCAACGGUAUUAUCGUUGCAAUCGUGGUACUCUGCCGUCAAACUGACGCCGGAAGCAACGACUCCGUUACGGAUGAUAUCCUCAGCGAAGAAAUUCUCCAUAACGAAGUUCAACAGCCGAUCGUCACCGCUACAUGCGGCGGCGAUGUGCCGAUUCUAUCCUGUGAUUCUUCGCCGGUGACGGCGGAGCCUAGUGUUGCAACUACCGAAGAUAAACAGGUCGUUUCCUCGGAGUUGAAGGUUCCGGAGAUUCAAAGCAAUGACGUGGCAACGGCGAUAGAUACAGCGACGAAGCAGAUACAGAAGUUUAAAAGGAGUCAAUCGGAGAAAUUGAAGCGAGAAAUAGCGACGGCGAGUUCACACCGAGAGCUCCGGCGUUCGGAAACAGAUAUGCGGCGGUUAGUCGUCCGUCCCGGCGAUAGGAAAUCAACGGUACCAGUGGAAGCCGUGGACACACUGAGCAACGAAGAAUUUCGGCAUACAAUUGAAGCUUUUAUUAAGAAGAAUCAAAUAUUCUUUGAAAAACAGAGGUUAGCUGAAGCAGAGCCUGAAAAGUAUGAACGAAUCGGUAUCAAAGCCUUUUGA
This is a messenger RNA of Nicotiana tabacum (common tobacco), 816 nucleotides long. RefSeq lists its product as uncharacterized. NCBI's taxonomy places the organism in Eukaryota, Viridiplantae, Streptophyta, Magnoliopsida, Solanales, Solanaceae. The record is from RefSeq and is a predicted model, not a curated record.